GUGCUUGUGAAGUUUGGAGGAUCCCUCUUGUGUGGUUCAGAAUCUGACGUGUCCGUGCGCGAAAAACUUUACGCGAGACUUCAUUGAAUCAAAUCAAUUGUUUUUGCUUUUACUUCGAGGAAAGCCAUGGGCUUAAGCGGCCAUCAAGCCGGAAUGGAUUGAGUUUAGGCAACCAUGCAUAGUCUGAUACCGUUCUUGAAAGCUGCGUCACUUUUGGUGAAUGUGCUGUUAACAUUCUUUCUAGUUUGCGUCGUAGGAUUCGAACCAGACUUCUCGUAUCCCCUAGAAAAUGUUACAAUAGCCCAAGGACGAGAUGCUACUUUCACCUGUGUGGUAAACAAUCUGGGGGGACACACGGUGAGUGGGGACACCGCAACGGCAAGGGUAGCCUGGAUUAAAGCGGACACUAAAGCUAUAUUAGCCAUCCAUGAGCACGUUAUCACCAACAACGCCCGAUUAUCUGUAACUCACAACGAUUUCAACACAUGGACGCUGAAUAUACGAGGCGUUAAAAGAGAGGACCGUGGUCAAUAUAUGUGCCAAGUUAACACGGACCCAAUGAAAAUGCAGACCGCCUUUCUGGAAGUGGUAAUUCCACCCGACAUAAUUUACGAGGAGACUUCUGGCGAUAUGAUGGUGCCCGAAGGUGGAUCCGCUAAGCUGGUGUGCAAGGCACGCGGCUAUCCGAAACCCCGAAUUGUCUGGCGGAGGGAGGACGGGGCACCGAUAGUUUCCCGCAGCACCCCUAGCGGAAAAGUGGAAAAAAUGGUUUCCGUUGAAGGGGAAAUGUUGACGCUAUCCAAGGUGACGAGGUCAGAAAUGGGGGCCUAUUUGUGUAUAGCAGCGAACGGCGUCCCGCCAACAGUCAGUAAGAGGAUGAUGCUGCAUGUACAUUUUCACCCCCUGAUCCAGGUCCCCAACCAGUUGGUGGGCGCCCCUAUCAACACGGACGUCACCCUUCAGUGUCAAGUGGAGGCCUCACCCAAGGCCAUUAACUACUGGACAAGAGACACAGGAGAAAUGAUCAUCACCAACGAUAAAUAUCACAUGACCGAAAUAUCCAACGCCUACUACAGCGUCCAGAUGAAACUGGUGAUCCGAAGAUUCCACAAGUCCGAUCUGGGAGGAUACAAAUGCAUCUCGAAGAAUUCAAUCGGAGAUGCUGAAGGAAACAUUCGUCUCUAUGAAAUGGAACUACAGGAGAAGCUGGAUUUCAGCGAUGAUAGCCCUGAGGAGGAGCUCGAUGAAAACAGCGACAAUCGUUCCUAUAACGGCUUCCAAGGCCCACUGACAGAGUCUGAGGAUAUAAGCUUGGAGCCCAGCGUGAAUUCCGGAUGUCUAACAAUAAAGCCUGUAUACUUCCUAUUGUUAGUGUUCUUUGUGAUGAUAUGACUCCUAACAGUGUACAAAAGUGCGUGAACGAAGUGACAUGUGAAAUGUGCCAAAUUCUCUUACUCAUGCUUAGCUAUCAAACGCUCAGUGUCGCCACACGAAGGUAUUUAGGUUCAAAAAUAUUAUAACCGAAAUUGGGGGUCGCUAGGUGCCAGUCUUUAUUCACAAAUUCCAAUGAGUAUUUUCUUCAUCGAUUGUUACUGUUCAAAUGAAUUCUAUUGGGGUGGAUGGAAAUUUUUGACGGGGACUGUUUUGAGCUUACUGAAAACUUCAGUGGUAACUCAUGGAUUUGGUGAUUGUUGAACGAACAAUUGUAAAUGCUUGUGUACAGUUAAGAGGUAUAAUAGAUAUAAGGAUAUGGUGUAAAAUUAUCGAAAUUGGAUGUCGCUAUCCAUAUGUUCAUUUAAUCAUGGUACUUUGAUGGUCAAGCCAUCUGAAAUUUUGUUAUUUUUUUGUUGCAGGUCGGUGAGUGGAAAAUUGUGGAUGUUUCUUAUUGAUUUUAUCUACUGAAUUCUGCAAGAUUAUA
Messenger RNA from Coccinella septempunctata (seven-spotted ladybird), 1918 nucleotides. Its product is annotated as lachesin-like. The record is from RefSeq and is a predicted model, not a curated record. Gene Ontology annotation, cellular component: neuron projection. The transcript is spliced from 8 exons. NCBI's taxonomy places the organism in Eukaryota, Metazoa, Arthropoda, Insecta, Coleoptera, Coccinellidae. Bases 175 to 1392 code for a protein of 405 amino acids.